Molecule: messenger RNA, 586 nt
Organism: Tupaia belangeri chinensis (Chinese tree shrew)
Lineage: Eukaryota; Metazoa; Chordata; Mammalia; Scandentia; Tupaiidae
Gene: CMC4
Product: C-X9-C motif containing 4
Exons: 3
Coding region: 147-329 (60 amino acids)
Cellular component (GO): mitochondrial intermembrane space
Source: RefSeq, a predicted model, not a curated record
UGGUAACUGGAAACUGACUCCUUUGGAAAUUGCCAUAGAACCUUUAAUGGACAUCACCGGCUCGAACUGGGAUCUGAUGAAUCCCACAAAAGUCAGCACCUGCUACAGAACAGAUGCCCUGAUCACCAAGGACUUGAUUUCUGGAUAUGCCGCAGAAGGAUCCAUGCCAGAAGCAAGCCUGUGAAAUACAGAAAUGUUUACAAGCCAACAACUACAAAGAAUCAAAGUGUCAGGCUGUCAUCCGAGAGCUGCGUAAGUGUUGUGCUCAGUAUUCCAAAGGAAGAUCUGUCGUCUGUUCAGGAUUUGAAAAAGAAGAAGAAAAAACAUGACACUGAAGUUGGAGUUGGCAUCAAAGUAAAGUUCUGCUGAGACAUUAAAUGCUACUCCAUGUCCCCACCAAGAGUUUUCCUUACCCUCCCAGCUUUCUUCAGGCCAGGUAGCAGCAAGUAGCAAACGACAGUCACACAACUAUAGACGCUAAUGAAUAUGCCAUCUAUGCAGAACAGAGAGAAAUAUAAACAUAUUAAAUGACAAAUAUGUAGAAUGUAAUAAAACUGAGCUGCUAAAAUAAACUUGUUUAAAUGAA